Bursaphelenchus xylophilus (pine wood nematode) is the source of this 459-nucleotide messenger RNA. The record is from the annotation of a GenBank genome assembly. Lineage: Eukaryota; Metazoa; Nematoda; Chromadorea; Rhabditida; Aphelenchoididae.
AUGGUGUGUCAUGAGAAGAUGGUGACUGCCAAAGGCCGUGAACGACGAUUUGGACCCAAAGCCACCGAUGAAGAGGUAAAUUUAAAGAUUUUUACCGUGAAAUCUUGGAAUAAUUAAGGACCUUACGCAAAACUAAGGCCUUCAGACAGCCAAUUCUUUACUUGAAAGUUUUUUUUAGCCACAAAGAACUUUGUAUUUUACAUAUACACUUUAUUAUUGAUAAAUCACCUCGUUGACAAAGAUUUUAUCCAGGUUCUGAAAGGCAUGGAUCUCAGCGGCAAAACAGUUUUGAUUACCGGAACGACCACUGGAAUUGGCAAAGAAACAGCCAGAGUUUUGGCAACUCAUGGAGCUCAUGUUGUGAUGCUGAACAGAAACAAAGAAGAUGCUCAGAAAGUCCGCGACGAGAUCUAUUCUGAAACGCCAAAUCGAAAAAUCGACUUGAUAACUGUGAUCUAG